GAUGCUCUGCUCUGUUGACAUGAAAAAGCUAAAGACAAAUACAGAGUAGAAAGAAGGGGAGAAAAAAAAAACCUGAGACAGAGAAAGAGCGGAGAAUUGCUUUGCACCCAAAAGUUCAAAGGAGGAAAAUAAAAAGAAAAAGAAAAAGAAAGAUUUCUGUUGUUUCUGGGAGUUGAGGCAUUUUGGCCAUCAACAUCAUCAUUGUCUCUUUGUACAGCUUUUACUUGCAAAGCUUUUCUUUCUCCCACAGUUUUAUCUUCCAAUUCACUCUCACUUUCAAUUCUUGUCUUUGUACUAUCUGGGAUUUAUUUUAAAAGUUUUAAAAAGGCAGUGGAUAAACUUGAAAAGAUUGAAACUUUGGGUUUCUGAUCUCUCUUGUUGCUUUGUUUUCUCAUCUGGUUGUUUGGGUUGCUUAUUUUUAUCGAUGACUAUGGAGGAGAAACUGGGUGGUUCCAAUGGUGAAGAUGGUGGCAGGGACAGGUUUCCAAUUGGUAUGCGUGUUUUAGCAGUUGAUGAUGAUCCUAUUUGUCUCAAAGUUUUGGAAAAUCUCCUUCGUAAAUGCCAAUAUCAUGUUACCACAACCAAUCAGGCAAUUACGGCCCUCAAAAUGUUGAGGGAAAACAGGAACAGAUAUGACUUGGUUAUUAGUGAUGUUAAUAUGCCAGAUAUGGAUGGCUUUAAGCUUCUUGAACUUGUGGGGCUUGAAAUGGACCUACCUGUAAUUAUGUUGUCAGCUCAUAGUGAUACCAAGCUUGUAAUGAAGGGGAUUACUCAUGGUGCUUGUGACUACUUAUUGAAGCCGGUUCGCAUUGAGGAGCUAAAAAACAUAUGGCAACACGUUGUGAGAAAAAAGAAACCUGACUCUAAGGAUCAAAUUAAUGCAUCAAAUCAAGAUAAAUCUCGGGGAGGAACCGGAGAAACUGGUCCAACAUCUAGCAGUUCUGACCAAAAGGUCAGUAAGAAGCGGAAGGACCAAAGUGAAGAUGAGGAUGAAGAGGGUGACGAUAAUGGACAUGAGGACCCUUCAACCCAAAAGAAGCCUCGAGUUGUUUGGUCUGUAGAGCUGCAUAGGAAGUUUGUUUCCGCUGUCAACCAGUUGGGUCUUGAGACAGAGGCUGUUCCGAAGAAAAUUCUUGACCUCAUGAAUGUCGAUGGCCUUACAAGGGAAAAUGUAGCAAGCCAUCUACAGAAAUAUAGGCUUUACCUAAAAAGACUCAGCAGUGUUGCAACUCAACAAGCUAACAUGGUUGCUGCAUUAGGAAGUAAAGAUCCGUCUUACUUGCGCAUGGGUUCACUGGACGGCUUUGGAGAUUUUCGCACAUUGACUGGACCUGGAAGGAUUUCAAGUGCUUCUCUGUCAUCUUAUCAACCAGGUGGAUUGUUUGGGAGACUGAACUCCUCAUCUGCUUUAAGCCUACGUGGGAUUUCUUCUGGUGUGAUUCAGUCGGGACAUUCUCAAACAUUGAACAAUCCGAUCAAUGGUUUUGGAAAGAUCCAGCCAGCCGUGGUACCUGCAAACCAGAAUCAAAAUGGAACUUUGUUUCAAGGGAUCCCGACAUCAAUCAAUCAACUGUCGCAGAACAAGCCCACCAACCACUUUGGAGAAUUUAAUCGCGGUAAUGAUCCAAAUGCUUUUGGUGUUGCUACGAACUUCCAAGAUGCGAGAGUGACGGUUGGUGGCUCGAGUAAUACUCUACCUGUUUCCUCGGGCAACCCUUUGUUGUUACAAUCAAACACACAACAGACACAACAUAGUGGUGCAUUUGGAAAUCAACCAUCAUCCCUUGGUGUGACAUCACUGAAUCAGGAACCAUUUGACAUGAACGUUCGCGGUUCUUCUAAUUUUCUUGAUCAUGGUAGAUGCAGCGAAAAUUGGCAAAGCGCGGUUCAAUUAUCGAGUUUUCCUUCAAAUGCAUUGUCAGCAAGUGAAACUUUCAGUCAUGAGCAAUUGCCGAGUAAUAAUUUGCAAGAAAGUAUUUCUUGGACAAGCUCUCACCUUAGUAGCAGCCCUCUUGAUCUUUCUUCUUCCAUGGCAAAUCCAGCAAAUUUGGAGGACUCUAGAGGAAACAUCUCCCAAGUCGGUCUAAAUAAUAAUGUCAUUCAGAAUAUUGAUUGCACAACAAAGCAACAAUGGGGAGAUAGCAGACAUGAUUACAACGGCAAUAUGAAUAAUUCAUUCAGCCGAGGAGACUCCCUGGUCCCUGCAAGUGGACCUAUGAUGGACCAAAGCAAUGUCAUCAGUGAUAAAAUGAAUGAUGUUUCUUUGUUCAGCCAAUUUAGUGGUGACAGUACUUAUGUUGUUCCACACCUUGAUGGUGAGAAAUCAGCUUUCGGCACAAAAUCGAGAUCCAAUGACGACUUCCUAUUUGAGACAAAGCCACAAAACGGCUUCAAUCAAAAUAGUUUUGAACCUUUGGAGAAUAUAAUGAUGUCCAUGAUCAAAUCGGAUCAAAAUAAUGAGACCCCAUUGAUGGAUGGGGAAUUCGGAUUCGACGCGUACUCCCUUGGAUCUUGUAUAUGAAACGGUUGAUGCUGAUUCUGAGAUAAAAGACGGUACAAAGGCAUAAGCCUACUCUUUUUAUGGGAAUCUCUGUUGCUUCAUUUAAUAUAUUGAAAUUGAUGGCAACAUUCUCCUUUUUCCAAUUUCUUUCUUUCUUUCAUGUCCUUUCGAACACAUUGAUUGAAUUGUAGUUUGAGAAAUUUAUAGUUUCUCCUAGUUUUAGUUUCA
This is a messenger RNA of Gossypium raimondii (Peruvian cotton), 2728 nucleotides long. Its product is annotated as two-component response regulator ORR24. Gene Ontology annotation, biological process: phosphorelay signal transduction system; cytokinin-activated signaling pathway. Lineage: Eukaryota; Viridiplantae; Streptophyta; Magnoliopsida; Malvales; Malvaceae. The coding region runs from base 425 to 2521 and encodes 698 amino acids. The transcript has 6 exons. Gene Ontology annotation, molecular function: DNA-binding transcription factor activity; DNA binding. The record is from RefSeq and is a predicted model, not a curated record.